AUGAUAAUCUGUCUAUCUACCUAUCUAUCUAUCAGUCUGUUCUAUCUAUCUGAAUAUCUAUCUAUCUAUUAUCUAUCUAUCUAUCUAUCUAUCUAUCUAUCUAUCUAUAUAUGGUCUAUUCCUUCCAUCUUCUAUCUAUCCAUUUAUCUAUCUAUCUAUCAAUCUAUCUAUCUAUCUAAUUAUCUAUCCUAUACAUCUAUCAUUGGCAGUCUAAGGAUUUCAAAAUUCCUUCUAUCUAUCUAUCUAUCUAUCUAUCUAUCUAUCUAUCUAUCUAUCUAUUUAAUUCAUAGAAUAUCUAUCUUGGCAUUUAUCAUUUAUGUCUUUCUAUCUUCAUCUAUCUAUCUAUCUAUCUAUCUAUCUAUCUAUCUAUCUCUCUAUCUGAAAUUAUUAUACAUCUAUCUAUCCCCAGUCUGUUCAUUUCAUUCUUUCAUUCCUUCCAUUAUCUAUCUAUCUAUCUAUCUAUCUAUUUAUCUAUCUAUCUAUCUAUCUAUCUAUCUAAUUUUAAUUUCUUUUUCUUCAUCUAUCAUUGGCAAAAAUAUUCAUUGGAUCUUUCAUUCCAUUCCAUCUAUCUAUCUAUGGAUUUAUCUAUCUAUCUAUCUAUCUUUCUAUCUAUCUAAUUGUUUUACCAUUUGUCUAUCAUUUUAUCUGUUCAUUUCUUUCAUUUUCCAUCUAUCUUUCUAUCUAUCUAUCUAUCUAUCUAUCUAUCUAUCUAUCUAUCUAUUUUUGUUAAUUAUUUAUCUAUCUAUCAUUGGCAGUCUUUUUAAUUUCUUUCAUUCCUUCCAUUCAUCUAUCUAUCUAUCUUCUAUUUAUCUAUCUAUCUAUCUAUAUCUAAUUGUUAAUUACCAUACAUCUAUCAUUGGCAGUCUGUUCAUUUAUUCUUUCCAUUCCGCAGCUUCUUUGAAAUCUAUCUAUCUAUCUAUCUUUUAUCUAUCUAUCUAUUUAUCUAUCAGAGUUAUCAUUUCUUUCCAUUUUUAUUUUCUAUCUUGGGAUCUAUCUAUCUAUCUAUCUAUUUAUCUAUCUAAUUAUUUUCAUUUUUUUUUUUAUUUGCAUUCUUUGAUUAUACUUUGUCAUUUUUUUUCCAUUUUUUUUUUUUUUUUUUUAAUGUCAUUUCUUUCAUUCUGUUUUCAUUUUAGUGUCAUUUCUUUCCUGUUUUUUUUUUUUUUCUUUUCUUUUUACUGUCAUUUCUUUCAUUCUGUUUUCAUUUUUUCAUUUUUCCUCGUUUUUUUUUCGUUCAUUUUUUUUUCUGUUUUCAUUUUAGUGUCAUUAUCUUUUCAUUCUUUUUUUUUUUUCAUUUUUUUUUCAUUCAUUUCUGUCAUUUCUUUCAUUCUGUUUUUUUUUUUGUCUUUUUUCCUCGUUUUUUUAAUGUCAUUUCUUUCAUUCUGUUUUCAUUUUAGUGUCAUUUUUUCCUGUUUUUUUUUUCUUUCUUUUACUGUCAUUCUCUUUUCAUUUCUGUUUUUUUUAGUGUCAUUUUUUUUCAUUUUUUUUUUUGUCAUUUCUUUCAUUCUGUUUUUUUCAUUUAGUGUCAUUUUUUUCCUGUUUUUUUUCUUUUUUUUUUACUGUCAUUUCUUUCAUUCUGUUUUCAUUUUUAGUGUCAUUUCUUUCCUCCUUUUUCUUUUCUUUUUUUUUUACUGUCAUUUCUUUCAUUCUGUUUUUCAUUUUAGUGUCAUUUCUUUCCUGUUUUCGUUUUUUUUUUUUUACUGUCAUUUCUUUCAUUAUGUUUUCGUUUUAGUGUCAUUUUUUCAUUGUUUUUUUUUUUUUACUUUCAUUUCUUUCAUUCUGUUUUCAUUUUUUAGUGUCAUUUCUUUCCUAAUUUUUUUCUUUUUAUGUCAUUUUCUUUCCUUCUGUUUUUUCAUUUCUCUCCUCAUUUUUUUUUUCAUUCUAUUUCAUUUCUUUCCAUCCAUCUUUUUUUUCUUUUUAAUGUCAUUUUUUCCUUCUUUUUCAUUUAGUGUGUUUCAUUUCCAUCUUUUUUUUUCCAUUUACUGUCAUUUCUUUCCUUCUGUUUUCAUUUUAUCUCAUUUUCUCCUCGUUUUUUUUUCUUUUUCUGUUUCUUUCUUUCCUUCUGUUUUCAUUUUAGUCUCAUUUCUCUCUUUUUUUUUUCUUUUAACUGUCAUUUCUUUUCUUUCUUCUUUUUCAUUUUAUCUCAUUUCUCUCUCUCUUUUUUUUUUUCUUUCUACUAUUCAUUUCUUUCCUUCUGUUUUCAUUUUAGUCUCAUUUCUCUCCUCAUUUUUUUUCUUUUUUUUUCAUUUCUUUCCUUCUUUUUUUUUUUUCUUUUUUUUAUUCAUUUCUUUUCCUUCUCUUUUCAUUUUUUGUCAUUUCUUUCCAUCGUUUUUUUUCUUCUUUCUAUUGUCAUUUCUUUUCCUUCUGUUUUCAUUUUUUAGUCUCAUUUCUCUCCUCGUUUUUUUUUUUUUCACUGUCAUUUCUUUCCUUCUGUUUUCAUUUUAUCUCAUUUCUCUCCAUCGUUUUUUUUCUUUUUCUAUUUUAUUUCUUUCCUUUCUGUUUUCAUUUUUAAUUCAUUUCUCUCCUCAUUUUUUUUUUUUUUUUUCUUUCUUCAUUUCUUUCUUCUGUUUUCAUUUUAGUCUCAUUUCUCUCCUCGUUUUUUUUUCUUUUUGUCAUUUCAUUUCCUUCUUUUUUUUUCAUUUUUACUGUCAUUUUUCUCCUUCUGUUUUUUUUUUAGUGUCAUUUUUUCUUCUUUUCUUCAUUUGUCAUUUCUUUCCUUCUGUUUUCAUUUUAGUCUCAUUUCUCUCCUGUCUCAUUUCUCUCCUCGUUUUUUUUUUUUUCUUUCUAUCAUUUCUUUCCUUCUGUUUUCAUUUUAGUCUCAUUUCUCUCCUUUUUUUUUUUCUUUUUCUACUGUCAUUUCUUUCCUUCUGUUUUCAUUUUAGUCUCAUUUCUCUCCUUUUUUUUUUUUCUUUCUAUCAUUUCUUUCCUUCUGUUUUCAUUUUAGUCUCAUUUCUCUCCUCGUUUUUUUUCUUCUUUCUACUGUCAUUUCUUUCCUUCUGUUUUCAUUUUAGUCUCAUUUCUCUCCUCUCGUUUUUUUUUUCUUUUUCACUGUCAUUUCUUUCCUUCUGUUUUCAUUUUUAUCUCAUUUCUCUCCUCGUUUUUCCUUUCUUUCACUGUCAUUUCUUUCCUUCUGUUUUCAUUUUAGUCUCAUUUCUCUCCUCUUUUUUUUUUUUUUCUUCUUGUCAUUUCUUUCCUUCUGUUUUCAUUUUAGUCUCAUUUCUAUCCUCGUUUUUUCCUUCUUUCUACUCAUUUUCUUUCCUUCUUCUCAUUUCUCUCCUCGUUUUUUUCUUUUUUCUUUCUAUCUCAUUUCUUUCCUUCUGUUUUCAUUUUAGUCUCAUUUCUCUCCUUCCUUUUUUUUUUCUUUCUUUCUACUGUCAUUUCUUUCCUUCUGUUUUCAUUUUAGUCUCAUUUUCUCCUUUUUUUUUUCUUUUCUUUCUACUUCUCAUUUCUCUCCUUUUUUUUUUUUCUUUCUACUGUCAUUUCUUUCCUUCUGUUUUCAUUUUAGUCUCAUUUCUCUCCUCAUUUUUUUUCUUUCUUUCUUUUAUCUAUCUGUUUUCAUUUAUCUCAUUCCUUCUGUUUUUUAAUUUUAGUCUCAUUUCCUUCUGUUUUCAUUUCUUUUUUUUUUUUUUUCUUCUAUGUCAUUUCUUUCCUUCUGUUUUCAUUUUAGUCUCAUUUCUCUCCUCGUUUUUUUUUUCUUUUCUACUGUCAUUUCUUUCCUUCUGUUUUCAUUUUAGUCUCAUUUCUCUCCUCGUUUUUUUUCUUCUUUCUAUCUGUCAUUUCUUUCCUUCUGUUUUCAUUUUAGUCUCAUUUCUCUCCUUCAUUUUUUCUUUUCUUUCUACUUCUCAUUUCUCUCCUCUUUUUUUUUCUUCUUUCUACUGUCAUUUCUUUCCUUCUGUUUUCAUUUUAGUCUCAUUUCUCUCCUCGUUUUUUUUUCUUUCUUCUACUGUCAUUUCUUUUUCCUUCUGUUUUCAUUUUAGUCUCAUUUCUCUCCUCGUUUUUUCUUCUUUCUACUGUCAUUUCUUUCCUUCUGUUUUCAUUUUAGUCUCAUUUCUCUCCUUCCCUUUUUUUUCUUUCUACUGUCAUUUCUUUCCUUCUGUUUUCAUUUUAGUCUCAUUUCUCCCUCGUUUUUUUUUUCUUUUCAUUGGCAUGUCAUUUCUUUUUUCUUCUGUUUUCAUUUUAGUCUCAUUUCUCUCCUCUUUUUUUUUCUUUUUUACUGUCAUUUCUUUCCUUCUGUUUUUUUUAGUCUCAUUUCUCUCCUCGUUUUUUUCUUUUUCUAUCUAUCUGUCAUUUCUAUUUCCUUCUGUUUUCAUUUUAGUCUCAUUUCUUAAUCCUUUUUUUUUUUUUUCUUUCAUUCCUACUUCUCAUUUCUCUCCUCAUUUUUUUUUUUCUUUCUACUUCAUUUCUUUCCUUCUGUUUUUUCAUUUUAGUCUCAUUUCUCUCUCCUUUUUUUUUUUUUCUUUUACUUCAUUUCUUUUUCCUUCUGUUUUCAUUUUUUUAUCUCAUUUCAUCUAUCAUUUUUUUUCUUCUUCCUACUGUCAUUUCUUUCCUUCUGUUUUCAUUUUAGUCUCAUUUCUCUCCUCGUUUUUUUUCUUUCAUCUGUCAUUUCUUUCCUUCUGUUUUCAUUUUAGUCUCAUUUCUCUCCUCUUUUUUUUCUUCUUUCUACUGUCAUUUUUUUCCUUCUGUUUUCAUUUUAGUCUCAUUUCUCUCCUCGUUUUUUUUUUUUUUCUUUCUCUACUGUCAUUUUCUUUUCCUUCUGUUUUCAUUUUAGUCUCAUUUCUCUCCUCGUUUUUUUCUUCUUUUACUGUCAUUUCUUUUCCUUCUGUUUUCAUUUUAGUCUCAUUUUCUCCUCGUUUUUUUUUCUUCUUUCUACUGUCAUUUCUUUCCUUCUGUUUUCAUUUUAGUCUCAUUUCUCUCCUUCGUUUUUUUUCUUCUUUCUACUGUCAUUUCUUUCCUUCUGUUUUCAUUUUUUUUCUCAUUUCUCUCCUCGUUUUUUUUUCUUUCUACUGUCAUUUCUUUUUCUUCUGUUUUCAUUUUAGUCUCAUUUCUCUCCUCGUUUUUUUCUUUCUUUCUGUCAUUUCUUUCCUUCUGUUUUCAUUUUUAGUCUCAUUUCUCUCCUCUCCUUUUUUUCUUUCUUUUUCUACUGUCAUUUCUUUUUCUAUUCUUUUUUUCAUUUUAGUCUCAUUUCUCUCCUCGUUUUUUUUCUUUCUACUGUCAUUUCUUUCCUUCUGUUUUCAUUUUUCAUUUAGUCUCAUUUCUCUCCUCUAUUUUUUUUUCUUUCUAUCUCAUUUCUUUCAUUUCUGUGUUUUCACUUUAUAUCAUUUCUUUCCUUCUGCGUUUUCUCUUUGGGGUUUCUUUCUUUCAUUCUGUUUUUUUUUUAGUGAUAUUUCUUUCAUUCUGUGUUUUCUUUUUUCAUUUGUCAUUUCUUUCCUUCUUUCUGUGCUUUGUUUUUUCGUGUCAUUUCUUCCCUUGUUUUUCUUUCUUUCUUUUUUUUUAAUUCAUUUCUUUCAUUCAGUUUUCAUUUUAGUCUCAUUUCUUUCCUUGUUUUUCUAUCUUUUUUCUACUUGCCAUUUUUCCUUGUGUUUCCUUUUUUUAGUGUCAUUUCUUUCCUUCUAUUUUCUUUUUAGUGUCUGUAAUUUCUUUCUUUCUGUGUUUCCUUUUCAGUCUUAUUUCUUUCGUUGUGUUUUCAUUUUACUGUCAAUUCUUUCCUUUGUUUGUUUUUUUGGUGCCAUUUCUUUCCUUGUCUUUUUUAGCGUCAAUUCUUUCCUUCUUUUUUUUUUUUUUUUUUUAGUAUUCUUUCUUUCUGUCUUUUUUUUGUUUUCUUGUCAUUUCUUUCCUUCUUGUCAUUUCUUUCCUUGUUUGUUUUUUUUUUUUUCUUGUCAUUUCAGUCCUUCCUUCUCUAUUUUCCUAUAUCUUUAUACAAUACCUGGUCAUAUCUAUGGAAUACAAUUCAAAUUCUACAUAUCAAUCUUCUAUCUAUCUAUCUAUCUAUCCAUGUUGCGAUCUAUCUAUCCUAUCUAUCUAUCUAUCUAUCUAUCUUGUCUUGUUGAAUUCCCAUGUAUCUUCCAUUUCAAAUUUCAAUCAGUUUUUGUUUCAGUAUGUGCGAUAAUUUCUAUCUAUAUUUUCCUUUUCAAUUAUCAAAGUUUAUCUCAUGGUUCUCAAUUUCUAUCUUCAAUCUAUCUAUAUCAUAUAUCGCUUUUAAUUUUUUUCUCUCUUCAUCUCUUAUUCAAAUUUAUCUCUAUCUAUAUAUAUUCUAUCACAUUCAAUAUCUAUCUAUAUACCGCUUAUCCCAAAAUUUAA
Acanthosepion pharaonis is the source of this 6294-nucleotide messenger RNA. The record is from the annotation of a GenBank genome assembly. NCBI's taxonomy places the organism in Eukaryota, Metazoa, Mollusca, Cephalopoda, Sepiida, Sepiidae.